Messenger RNA from Amphibalanus amphitrite, 467 nucleotides. Its product is annotated as protein N-terminal glutamine amidohydrolase-like. Gene Ontology annotation, molecular function: protein-N-terminal glutamine amidohydrolase activity; protein-N-terminal asparagine amidohydrolase activity. Lineage: Eukaryota; Metazoa; Arthropoda; Thecostraca; Balanomorpha; Balanidae. Gene Ontology annotation, cellular component: nucleus; cytosol. The transcript is spliced from 4 exons. The annotation marks the transcript as partial. The record is from RefSeq and is a predicted model, not a curated record.
GUGGUGGAGGUUGUGUUGGACAUCUCAACUUCAAGCAAUGGCAAUGGAGAGUCCGGAGCGCCAGAAGAUCAAAGCCAUUCUUCCUCCUGCAAAGGAAUGCACACACACCUUACACUAUUGUGAGGAGAACGUAUGGCUGCUGUGCCAACACGUGCAGGACAAGUACCCGCAGGAGCUGCCCUACUGCUACGCGGUGUUCAUCUCCAACCAGAACCAGACGGUGCCGCUGUGGAGGCAGCGCGCCGGACGCACAGAGGACCGCGUCGUCAUCUGGGACUACCACGUGAUCUUCAUGUACCAGCCGGACUCUCGGUGUCUGGUGUACGACAUGGACUCUGAACUGCCGUUCCCCACCUACUUCCACAAAUACGUCACGGAGACUUUCCGCACCGACCAGAUCCUACAUCCGGAACACCACAGGUGGGUCACCGACCGGCGCGGUGGAUCACUGCUGGUGACCAGGGGAG